This is a messenger RNA of Menidia menidia (Atlantic silverside), 2647 nucleotides long. The record is from the annotation of a GenBank genome assembly. NCBI's taxonomy places the organism in Eukaryota, Metazoa, Chordata, Actinopteri, Atheriniformes, Atherinopsidae.
CCCCCCCCCGCCCCCCCCUCCACCACCAUGGACCAGCAGCGAGACAAAUACGGCGAGCGGCCGGCCAGGAGCACCAAGGUGUCCCAGGGCGGCCGCAGCGGGCACUCCUCCAGACCCUCCGGGUCCUCGGGGUCCUCCGGGGUCCUCAUGGUGGGGCCCAACUUCCGCGUGGGGAAGAAGAUCGGCUGCGGGAACUUUGGCGAACUGAAACUGGGUAAAAACCUCUACACCAAUGAGUAUGUAGCUAUCAAAUUGGAACCGGUGAAGUCGAGGGCCCCACAGCUGCAUUUAGAGUACCGGUUCUACAAAACUCUAGGAACAACAGCAGAGGGCGUGCCCCAGGUGUUUUACUUCGGGCCCUGUGGGAAAUACAACGCCAUGGUUCUGGAGCUGCUGGGCCCCAGUCUAGAGGACCUGUUUGACCUUUGUGACAGGACCUUUUCCCUGAAGACUGUCCUAAUGAUAGCCAUUCAGCUGAUUUCUCGGAUGGAGUACGUGCACUCUAAAAAUCUCAUCUACAGAGAUGUCAAACCUGAAAACUUUCUGAUUGGGCGGCAAGGCAAUAAAAAGGAACACAUCAUCCACAUCAUCGACUUCGGCCUGGCCAAAGAGUACAUCGACCCCGAGACCAAAAAACACAUUCCGUACCGGGAGCACAAGAGCCUGACCGGUACCGCCAGAUACAUGUCCAUCAACACGCACUUAGGAAAAGAGCAAAGCCGGCGAGAUGACCUGGAGGCUUUAGGCCAUAUGUUUAUGUAUUUCCUCCGUGGGAGUCUGCCUUGGCAAGGACUAAAGGCUGACACACUGAAGGAAAGAUACCAGAAGAUCGGAGACACAAAACGAAACACUCCCAUCGAGGUUCUUUGUGAGAACUUCCCAGAGGAAAUGGCCACAUACUUGCGGUAUGUGAGACGGUUGGACUUCUUUGAGAAGCCCGACUAUGAGUACCUGAGGACGCUGUUCACAGAACUGUUUGAGAGGAAAGGGUACACCUUCGACUACACCUACGACUGGGUUGGCAGGCAGAUAAGCCACGCCCACAGGGACCGGCCCUCCCAGCACCCGCCCGUCAGGAACCAGACAGCGGUCUCAGAUCGACGAGGAGCAUGGGAGGUGCAGCCCACUCGACAAGCAAACUCCUCCUAUCUGACCUCCCACCUGGCAGCGGACAGGCACGGGGGCUCAGUGCAGGUGGUCAGCUCGACCAAUGGGGAGCUGAACGCCGACGACCCUCUGGCCCACUCCAACGCGCCCAUCACGGCUCAGGCCGAGGUGGAGGUGGUCGACGAGGCAAAGUACGUGCUGCUGUUUUUUCAAGCGAAAACGGAAGAAGAACACGCCGAGGCACAAAUGAUGACUCAGCGCCGGACUGAUCCGUUCCACGCUUUGGUUGUGACUUCACAAAUCCAGAAGGUCCCACCGGGAACGCCGGGGGGGAGUCCACGGAAAGAUCAUAUUCCACAUGUUUUCUGCUGAUCUCUGACCAGUUUAAAAAAAGAAAAAAGGAGAAAAAAAAAGCUUUGUCGAGGUGUAAGACGCCUGCGUCUCUUGAUGGCUGUCUCUUUUUUUUUUAAGUUUCCUCCCCCCCCCUCUGCUACACAGUUUGUGGGGCAGUCGGCCACACAGGGAAGCAUUUCGGUGGAUUCUCGCAGAGGAUUAUCUUCUUUUUUUUGUAAUUUAUUGAUUUUUUUAAGCAUUAAGAUUUUUUGGGUCUUGUCAUUUUUUGGCAUAUUUUGGCUCUGGUGUCUGUUCCGUGUUUUUCUUUUUGUUUUUUUUUCCCCCCAAAAAAGACAAACGCCCUCCUGUGGAGUCUCGUACCGUUUUGUUUUCUUCUCUUUACUCCACCUCCAUGGAGCCACGUCUCCGGCCCCCCCUCGGUUUGCUGACUCGGGCCUUUUUUUUUUGUUUUUUCCUUUUUUAUCGUGACGGUUCCUGAUGCAGGACUGAAUGUAAACCUGAGCACGCGGGGAGCCUGAACACUGCACUUUCUCCCCCCCCAAAAAGAGGUCAGAGGACAGAGGGCCAGGCCCCUCCUGCACCGGUGCUCUCCGGGGAGGAUUUCGCUCCACUUAAAACCACAGCGCCGCCCAGAACACACUACAGUCCGGCGCCGUUCUGCCGCCGUCGCCGUGACGACGGGCGGAAACCUGCCGUUCGUAAGCUGGGCCGGGGGAAAAAACAAAACAAAAACAACAAAAUGCUAUUUAUGCUAUUUAUCUCUCAGUUGCCACUAGUUUUUCCUACUACUUCUUUAACAUACACACUGAAUGUAUGGACGGAAAAAAGUAAACGACUUUUGGAGAGCUUGCAGUUAUCUAUCAUGUGCAUGGGAAGGAAAAUUACAGCUAACGAAAAGGAAAACGACCAGACCAAAACCAAGGCGGGCUUUUCUGGGUCGGGAGGCUCCCACAAGUCUUAAUAGGGUCUUAAUAGGUGAUUGGUCUGCCCCGGUUGGGAUUGGGGGGGUGGUGGGGGGGGGGGGGGGGUUUGGUGUGAUACUCUUGGAAGGAUCGCAGCCACUAAUGACACCUCUGUCCGAUGCCUUAACCCCUCUGAGGACGUCCCGCGUGGGAAGGUGUCCCUGUGAAGGCAACUGGAGGAUUUGGUGCAUUUGGGAUGUUCCUGCCCCCCCCACACACACAUG